Molecule: messenger RNA, 3246 nt
Organism: Fragaria vesca subsp. vesca
Lineage: Eukaryota; Viridiplantae; Streptophyta; Magnoliopsida; Rosales; Rosaceae
Product: pumilio homolog 5-like
Exons: 10
Coding region: 1-2862 (953 amino acids)
Biological process (GO): 3'-UTR-mediated mRNA destabilization
Cellular component (GO): cytoplasm
Molecular function (GO): mRNA binding
Source: RefSeq, a predicted model, not a curated record
AUGGCAACGGAGAGUCUAAUGAGAAUGGUGGAAAACCGUAAAGGUGAAAAGUGGCAUUCUUCGAUGGAUACUGCAACAUUUGGAUCUCCAUUGAGAAGUACGGCAGCAGAAGAAUUGGGCUUCCUCUCGAAGAUGCAUAGAAGUCAGAGAGAUAGAGCUGAAGCCAUACCUAAUCGAAGUGGCAGUGCUCCUCCAAGUAUGGAGGGUUCCUUUUAUGCUAUUGGGAACCUUUUAAGUCAACAGAACUCCAAUGUGCAAACAAGGCCUCCUCCACGCAAUGUUGGUGGUUCCAGCAUCGAUUGGAGAUUGACUUCUUUAGACGACAGUGGCAACGGAUCCUUCCAUCUUUCUCAAGGUUCUCUUUCCACUCACAAGGAGGAGCUUGAUGAGGCUAGUUCAUCCAGGCAAGCUUCAGAUAAUUUGGCAGACAAUAGUGGUUCAGCAGUGGCAGUGAAGAACACUCAUUCUUUGGCUAGUCAUAAUAAGAGUUUACUGGAUCGCAUACAGGAAGACUUCCCCCGAACUCCAUCUCCUGUGUAUAAUCAUUCUGUCUCAUCAAGUAUUGCAACAGAUGAACUGGUUGAUAGUGAUGUACAUUCAUUUUCACCCAAUGCUUCUUCUCCUAAUAUGCCACAAUUACAAGUCUCUAAUCCAGGCUCUACCAACAUAUAUCCGGAGACAAGUUCCUUGACUACCACUUCUCCCAAUGAGACAGGGAACUUGCAUGAUGAUGAAUCAAGUAUUGAGGAUUCAGGGGAGGGGAGUAAUAGAUCCAUCGGUGGAGCCCAUGGGUUAGAUCUUUCCCCAACCAGGUCCGGAAAUAGAGCAUCUAAUAUUGAUAUAAACAAUAACAAACAACAUGAGAAAAAUUCUUAUGGGAUGGGUGUGCUGCAACACCAUUUGUCUACACAACAAGGCAUGCUGUAUCAACUUCAGGCUGUUCAGGACCAAGUAGUUUCACAAGGUAUGAAUCAUUGGCAAAGUAGAAUGGAUCCCCAUGGCUAUCCAAAGUUUUCUUCUAUUGAGUUACAGCCAUCAUUGCAAUCGCCUGGAUUCACACCUCCCUUGUAUGCUACAACAGCAGGGUAUAUGACUUCAGGAAAUGCUUUCUACCCCAAUUUUCAGCCGUCCAGUGUAUAUCCUGCACAAUAUGGUGUCAGUGGAUAUGCUGUGGGUUCUACAAUGAUUCCCCCAUACAUGGCUGCGUACCCUUCUCAUGGUUCCUUUCCUCCGCCUUUUGAUGCUACUUUGGGUCAAAGCUUACAUGGUCGAGCUGCAGGUGUUUCAACAGGGGAGAGAAGUCCCCAUGAAGGUGAUUUGCAUCAGCUAAGCAAGUUUUAUGGGCAACAUGGGCCAAUGCUCCAGCCAUCUUUUCUUGAUCCCUUAAGUAUGCAAUACUAUUCACGUCCCUUGGAUGAUUCAUAUAGUGCUUCAAGUCGGUAUGGUCUUUUAAGUCCAAGGGGUAUUAUUGGAGGCCAGCUUUACCAACAACAAUCAAAUGUUACUGCAUAUGCAGGUGACCAGAAUUUUCUGUCUCCAACUAAUGGGUCUUUGAGCAUUCCAAGUCCAAGAAAAAUGGUAGUCAAUGGUAGUGGUUAUUAUGGUAGUCCUUCUAGCAUGGGUGGCAUGACAUUUCCAGCCUCACCUCUUGGUAGUCCUGUGCCACCAUCAUCUCCAGCAGGCAGAACACAUCACCAUGGUCGGCAAAAUGAAUCGAGGUAUCCUCAAGGAUCGAUUAGGAAUGGUGGACUAUAUUCUGGGUGGCAAGGACAGAGAAGCUUUAAUAACUUUGAGGACUCUAAAAGGCACUCCUUUCUUGAAGAACUGAAAUCCAGUAAUGCCCAUAAAUUUGAACUCUCUGAUAUAGCAGGGCGCAUUGCUGAAUUCAGUGUGGAUCAACACGGGAGUAGAUUUAUUCAGCAAAAGCUCGAACACUGCAGUGACGAAGACAAGGCAUCUGUAUUUAAAGAGGUUCUUCCAACUGCUUCAAGAUUAAUGACUGAUGUAUUUGGGAAUUAUGUUAUUCAAAAGUUUUUUGAGUAUGGGACUCCUGAGCAGAAAAAGGAGCUUGCAGAUCAACUCAGUGGACAGAUGUUGCCUUUAAGUUUGCAGAUGUAUGGUUGUCGUGUGAUCCAGAAGGCUCUUGAAGUGAUUGAGGUUGACCAGAAAACAAAACUUGUGCAUGAGCUUGAUGGACAAGUUAUGAAAUGCGUACGUGAUCAGAAUGGAAAUCAUGUGAUACAGAAGUGUAUAGAAUGCAUUCCUACAGAGAAAAUUGAAUUCAUCAUAUCUUCUUUCCAAGGCGAAGUUGCCACACUUUCUACUCAUCCAUAUGGUUGCCGUGUCAUACAGAGAGUUUUGGAGCGCUGUUCAGAUGAGCUUCAAGGUCAAUGUGUUGUAGAUGAGAUCUUGGAAUCUGCUUAUGUUCUUGCUCAAAACCAGUAUGGCAAUUAUGUCACACAGCAUGUUCUGGAAAGGGGAAAACCCUAUGAAAGAAGCCAAAUUAUCAGCAAGUUGAUUGGGAAAAUUGUGCAAUUGAGUCAGCAUAAAUAUGCAUCAAAUGUUAUUGAAAAGUGUUUAGAGCAUGGUGAUGUUGCUGAGCGAAAGAUUAUGAUUGACGAAAUCAUUGGACAGUUGGAGGAAAAUGAUAACCUAUUGCCAAUGAUGAAGGACCAAUUUGCAAAUUAUGUGAUCCAGAAGGUUCUUGAGACAAGCAACGAGAAGCAGCGGAAGAUACUUCUGAGUCUAAUAAGAGUUCAUCUUGACGCUCUUAAAAAAUAUACCUAUGGAAAACACAUAGUUGUUCGAUUUGAACAACUAUCUGUUGAAGAUAGUCAAAAAUCGGUAGCUGACGAGGCAUAGAAUGGACAAGGAAGACUAAUCUAUUCGGCUUCAAGGCUUGCUUGCGGAUUACUGUAUUAGCCAAAGUACUGCAUUAAAGAGUUUCCGCAAGUAAGAAAACUUGAAAUGAACUUUACAUGGCAUCUAUUGGGAUGCUGGUAGAUGUUAAAUGCUUGUUAAUAUAUAAUGGGUUAGAUAUCAUCAAAAUUGUAUAGUAUAUGUAUUGGCUGGUGUAGGUAUUAGAUGGAGCCUCUUUCAUAGUAAUAUGUGUGCUUUUGGGAUGACAAGAAUACUACAUUGAUAUGUAAUAUGAUGUAAAUAGUUAUAUAUAGCUGUGCAUUAUGUAGUUGCUUAAAAUUUGUGAAACGAGCUUGGCUCUGCAGUGCGCCAGUGCCAAUGUUUUGA